Molecule: messenger RNA, 1728 nt
Organism: Aspergillus heteromorphus CBS 117.55
Lineage: Eukaryota; Fungi; Ascomycota; Eurotiomycetes; Eurotiales; Aspergillaceae
Gene: hapB
Product: transcription activator HAP2
Exons: 6
Coding region: 1-1728 (575 amino acids)
Biological process (GO): regulation of transcription by RNA polymerase II
Cellular component (GO): CCAAT-binding factor complex
Molecular function (GO): DNA-binding transcription factor activity, RNA polymerase II-specific; RNA polymerase II cis-regulatory region sequence-specific DNA binding
Source: RefSeq, a predicted model, not a curated record
AUGAGAGACAGGAUUCAUUCCCAUGGCACUUUGGUGCAGGUCGACGAGUUCGAACAUUUCACUAUCACAUCGAACAUCGAACACCUCGAAUUCCAUGUCUCCAGGCCCCAGGAGACCGGGGCACCUUCACACGUGGUGUGGAACAAGAUCGGCGCCCCAAGCCUCUACCAUCGUGCCGGUCUGCCAGACUUGCGCGCCAUCAUCGACAAGAUCGCGCUUUGUCUGACAACGCAUCAAGUGCGACAUCUAGUCGAGGGCACCCUGAACCUCCGGAGAAAGCGGUUUGAAGCAUUUUUCGGCAAACAAGCGUUCAUCUCCUUUGGGCGAAUUCCGUUGACGCCAGAAGUUGAUGACUGGGUGGAUUGGCAAAACAAAAACAGAGAGCCUGCAGACUUUCGCAGUUCCCUCGUCGAAUCAUCAGACAACCGUGUCGCGGCUGCCCUUCCUUUGUGCACAACGGUGAUAUCGCUAGGUGCAACUGUGCUUUCGCAACCUAUCAUCGCCCCCUUCCUUUUGCCACCGUUGUCUCAGACCAGCGAUACCCUUCGAUUGCUAGGGCACUCCAAUCACGACGCGACUUGGACGACUGACGGUGAAGCCCGUCGCGACUCCAUGAUGGAAUACCCCCCGCAGUAUCAACAGCCUCAUGGGCAACACGCCCAUGCCUCAUCUCACAUCACCGCCCCUUACCAGACCGCCCCUCCGAAUGCAGGGCCGACGGUGGGGUCGAUGGCCUCCCCCACCAACCCUCAAGCACAUAUGCAACAAGCCCAUCCCUCACACCAAGCCUCUCCCAUUGUACCAUCACAGUCCCAUUACCAGCAGGCUCAGAGUGGCCCGGGCUCCGUCCACCAGCAGAUGAACUUCCCCCAGUCGUAUGGGGUUACCACCGCGAUGCCACAACCCUAUGGCAUCUCGCCCACCCAGGCAGCCGCCAUGGCCACCGCUGCGGCGUCCGGGCAAUUCUAUCCGCUUCAUCAGGACUCCAUGGCGGGUCAGAUGCCUCAAGGGCCCCGGGGCUCGCCGCGCAUGGCGGGAGUACCAGUGAAGAAUGAUCGCAACCCUCGUUCGCCGCCACAGAUCCCGGGACAGAUGCCGUCCAUCGGGACUCAGGUCCAGAUGACCCAGAACGCUCAGAUGCAGCAGCGUCGCAUGAGUCAUGUCAGCAGUCCACACGUUCAGAGCGCCCAGCCCGUUCUCAACCACGUCGGACGGCCUUCGGUGGCUCCGCCCAUGGCCCCUCCCCCCCAGCCCCCGGUUCAACAGAGUCAGCCCUCGCCUGAUAUGGUCGCUGGCGGUGCGGAGGAGUCGCCGCUGUAUGUGAAUGCGAAGCAGUUCCAUCGCAUCCUGAAGCGACGGGUGGCCCGGCAGAAGCUGGAGGAGCAGUUGCGACUCACGUCCAAGGGUCGUAAGCCAUACCUGCACGAGUCGCGUCACAACCAUGCGAUGCGCCGUCCUCGGGGACCUGGAGGUCGCUUUUUGACGGCCGAUGAAGUGGCCGCGAUGGACAAGAAGGCGGGAGGCUCCUUGGCCCACGAUGUCGUCGAUAGCGGCGUGGUGAAGUCGACUGGAGACAGCACGCCGUCCGCCCAGAAGCGGAAGUCGAGCGACGUGAACGACGACGGUUUCAACUCGGCCAAAAAGGCGAAGACCGGCGGACCCAAAACAAGCACCAGCGCGGACGAAAGUGAGAAUGACUCUGCCGAGCUGAGCGACGAGGACGGUUGA